AUUUGAGCUCAUUCGUUUUUUUUUCUGUUUUUGUUUUUUCCCAAAUCGCUCCUUCAGUUUGUGUCGUGUCGCAACCACGCAAAACCGCCCUUCUCCCCUGCUUCGUUUGAUUCUCAACCACCCAACCCCACUCUAACUCAAAACACAAAUGUCUGCCAAAGCCAUCCGUGAAGCCGCGGGCAAGCAGCUGCUGUCCAACUUCCUGCCUGCCUUCACCACGAGCGCCGCUGCCGAUGGUGCGAGCCAAGUCUACCUGCAAAACCGCGUCGUCUCGAUCACCAAGACGACCGAUCUCGCAACGCUGGGCGAGGCGCACCCUUGGCUGCUGACGACGCCGCUCGUCGUCAAGCCAGACCAGCUCAUCAAGCGCCGUGGCAAGCUCGGCCUCAUCAAGGUCAACACGGACCUCGCCGGCGCCGUCCAGUGGAUUACCGAGCGUCGCAACAAGAGCUUCAACAUUGGCGCCGUCGAAGGCACCUUGGACACGUUCAUCAUUGAGCCGUUCGUGCCCCACGAAGCCUCGGACGAGUACUACAUUUGCAUUCUGUCCGAGCGCGACGGCGACGAAAUCCUCUUCCACCAUGAGGGCGGCGUCGACAUUGGCGACGUGGAUGCCAAGGCCGUCCGCCUGAUGGUCAACGUCAAGGAAAUUGGUGCGCAGUCCGUCACCCCGCAGCUCAUCCGCGAGCAGCUCUUGCAGAAGGUGCCCGCUGCCCGUCAAGAGUUCCUUGCCAACUUUAUCCACUCCCUGUACAAGCUCUACGUUGCUCUCUUCUUCACCUACCUCGAGAUCAACCCCUUGGUCGUGGUCGGCACCCAGGUGCACGUGCUCGAUCUUGCGGCCAAGCUCGACCAGACGGCCGAGUUUGAGUGCAAGCCCUACUGGGCCGAGAAGAUUGAGUUCCCCCCGCCGUUCGGUCGCGAGGCGUCGGCUGAGGAGCGCUACAUUGCCGAACUCGACCAAAAGUCGGGCUCGUCGCUCAAGCUCACCAUCCUCAACCGCAAGGGUCGCAUCUGGACGAUGGUUGCUGGCGGUGGUGCCUCGGUCGUCUACAGCGACACCAUUUGCGACCUUGGCGGUGCUGCCGAGCUGGCCAACUAUGGCGAGUACUCUGGCGCCCCCAGCGAGUCGCAGACCUACGAGUACGCCAAGACCAUCCUCAAGUGCAUGACCGACGAGCGCGACGAGCGCGGCAAGGUGCUCAUCAUUGGCGGUGGCAUUGCCAACUUUACCAACGUUGCCGACACCUUCAAGGGCAUUGUCCGCGCCCUCAAGGAAUUCCAAAAGCUCAUUGUCGAGCACGGCAUCAGCAUCUAUGUUCGCCGUGGUGGCCCCAACUACCAAGAGGGUCUCCGCAUCAUGCGCGACCUCGGCGAGACCCUUGGCGUCCCGAUCCACGUCUACGGCCCGGAGACCCACAUGACUGCCAUUGUCGGCAUGGCGCUCGGUCUGUUUGAGUCGCCCGAGGCUGCCGAGGCCAGCAAGCAGAAGGCCAUCCAGCCCUCGGUCACCGAGACGCUGUUUGCUGACGGCAAGACCCACCGUGCCACCUUCACUGGCAGCGGCCGCCCCGUCCUGCACAAGCACGACGACCUGCCCGCCAUCGACCCCACCUUCAAGCCCCUCUUCUCGACGUCGACGCGCAGCAUCAUCUUUGGCAUGCAGCCCCGCGCCGUCCAAGGCAUGCUCGAUUUCGACCACGUCUGCCGCCGCGAGCGCCCGUCGGUCGCCGCCAUGGUCUACCCGUUCUCUGGCGAUCACACCCAAAAGUACUACUGGGGCUCCAAGGAGAUUCUCGUGCCCUGCUACCAGCGUCUGUCGGACGCCAUCAAGGCGCACGCCGACGCCGACGUUGUCAUCAACUUUGCCUCCUUCCGCUCGGCCUACGCGACCACCCUCGAGGCCCUCCAGUUCCACAAGCAAAUCCGCACGAUCGCCAUCAUUGCCGAGGGCAUCCCCGAAAACCGCACUCGCGAUCUCAUCUUCAAGGGCCGCGAGGUUGGUGUCACGGUCAUUGGCCCUGCCACCGUCGGCGGCAUCAAGCCCGGCUGCUUCCGAAUUGGCAACACUGGUGGCAUGCUGGACAACAUCAUGACCUCCAAGCUCUACCGCGCCGGUUCGGUCGCCUACGUGUCGCGCUCUGGCGGCAUGUCCAACGAGCUCAACAACAUUAUCUCGCGCACCACCAACGGUGUCUACGAGGGUGUCGCCAUCGGCGGUGACCGCUACCCCGGUACGACCUUCAUUGAUCACCUCUUCCGCUACCAGGCCGACCCCGAAGUCAAGAUGCUCGUCCUGCUCGGUGAGGUUGGUGGCACGGAAGAGUACGACAUUUGCGACGCCAUCAAGAGCGGCAAGCUCACCAAGCCCCUCGUCGCCUGGUGCAUUGGCACCUGCGCCUCCAUGUUUACCUCCGAGGUCCAAUUCGGCCACGCCGGUGCAUGCGCCAACGCGGACAACGAGACUGCCGUUGCCAAGAACAAGGCUCUUCGCGACGCUGGCGCCAUUGUCCCCUCGUCGUUCGACUCGCUCGACACGGCCAUCCGUGCCACCUACGAUCAGCUCAAGCAGGCUGGCAUCAUUGUGCCCAAGCCCGAGCCGCCGGUGCCCUCGGUGCCGAUCGAUUUCGCCUGGGCAAAGGAGCUCGGCCUGAUCCGCAAGCCCGCCAACUUUGUCUCGACCAUCUCGGAUGAGCGCGGCGAGGAGCUGCUGUACGCCGGCAUGCCCAUCUCCAAGGCCUUCCAGGACGACAUUGGCGUUGCCGGUGUGCUCUCUCUGCUGUGGUUUAAGCGUCUGCUGCCCGACUAUGCUUGCAAGUUUAUCGAAAUGUGCCUGAUGGUCACUGCGGAUCACGGCCCUGCCGUCUCUGGCGCCCACAACACGAUCGUCACCGCUCGCGCAGGCAAGGACUUGGUGUCGUCCCUCUGCUCUGGUCUGCUCACCAUUGGUGACCGCUUUGGCGGUGCUCUGGAUGAGGCGGCCCAGCAGUUCUCGGAAGCCUACGACGCCGGUCUGACCCCCGCGCAGUUUGUUGCCAAGCUCCGUUCCGAGAACAAGCUCAUCAUGGGUGUCGGCCACAAGGUCAAGUCCGUCACCAACCCCGACAUGCGCGUCACCAUUAUUCGCGAUUUCUGCAAGAAGACCUUCCCCACCACGCCCCUCCUCAACUUUGCGCUUGAGGUCGAGAAGCUCACCACCGCCAAGAAGCCCAACCUGAUUCUGAACGUGGAUGGUUGCAUUGCGGUCUGCAUGGUCGAUCUCUUCCGCCACUCUGGUGCCUUCACCAACGAGGAGGCACGCGAGUACCUCUCGAUUGGUACGCUUAACGGCCUGUUUGUGCUUGGUCGCACGAUCGGCUUUGUUGGCCACUUCCUCGAUCAGAAGCGAUUGAAGCAAGGCCUCUACCGUCACGACUGGUCUGAUAUCUCCACUCUUGAUCCCACCAAGUUCCCUGCCUCCGAAUAAGCGAGAUGAGGUGGAUUGGUGUUUCAAUGUUUUUGGCUUCUUUUGGGGUUUUUUUUUGUCUUUUUUUUUCGUUUACAUUUGAGAUAUUUUUCUUCCUGAGUUUGACUUGCAAAUGUCCCAGCUGUUCCUGUUUCUCUUGUUUUGUUUACUUUGUUUGCGUACCUGUUGAAGGGUAUCCAGUGUUGCUAUUUUGCGUUUCUAUGUCUUUGUAUUAUGGUCAUACACUCGAUAAUUUUGUGCU
Molecule: messenger RNA, 3707 nt
Organism: Capsaspora owczarzaki ATCC 30864
Lineage: Eukaryota; Filasterea; Ministeriida; Capsasporidae
Product: ATP citrate-lyase
Exons: 3
Coding region: 149-3466 (1105 amino acids)
Biological process (GO): citrate metabolic process; fatty acid biosynthetic process; tricarboxylic acid cycle
Cellular component (GO): cytosol
Molecular function (GO): ATP citrate synthase activity
Source: RefSeq, a predicted model, not a curated record